Molecule: messenger RNA, 3585 nt
Organism: Apodemus sylvaticus (European woodmouse)
Lineage: Eukaryota; Metazoa; Chordata; Mammalia; Rodentia; Muridae
Gene: Iqsec3
Product: IQ motif and Sec7 domain ArfGEF 3
Exons: 14
Coding region: 1-3585 (1194 amino acids)
Biological process (GO): regulation of ARF protein signal transduction; actin cytoskeleton organization
Molecular function (GO): protein binding; guanyl-nucleotide exchange factor activity
Source: RefSeq, a predicted model, not a curated record
AUGGAGAGCCUGCUGGAGAACCCGGUGCGCGCCGUGCUCUACCUCAAGGAGCUCACGGCCAUCGUGCAGAACCAGCAAAGCCUCAUCCAUACCCAGCGCCAGCGCAUCGAUGAGCUGGAGCGGCGUCUAGACGAGCUGAGCGCGGAGAACCGCAGCCUGUGGGAACACCAGCAGCUGCUGCAAGCCCAGCCUCCGCCUGGGCUGCUUCCCCCGCCGUCUGCCCCGCUGCCUGCUCCUGCAGCCGCUGCGGCCCAGGACCCGCUUCAGGACCACGGACAGCUCAUACCCGCCGCGCCGGAGCCGCCGCUUCAGCACCACGGACAGCUCCUGGCGCAGCCCCAGCCGGCACCCAGCGGCCGGGUUCAGACUCCCCAGUCGCCCCACCAGCACCCGGUGGCAUCCGGGGCCGUAGCUGACAAGGAGAAGGAGCGUCCCUCGAGUUGUUGUGCUGCCGCGGGAGCCCUGCUUCAGCACGCAUCCCCCGCCGCCCUCGGCAAGGGCGUCCUGAGCAGGAGACCCGAGAAUGAGACCGUGCUGCACCAAUUCUGCUGCCCCGCCGCUGACACCGAGCAGAAGCCUGCCUGCUCCGACCUGGCUUCCCAAAGUGAUGGCUCCUGUGCCCAGGCCGGUGGGGGCAUGGAGGACUCCGUGGUGGCAGCGGUGGCAGCCGGCAGACCCAGUGCCCAUGCCCCGAAGGCUCAAGCCCCGGAGCUACAGCAGGAGGAGGAGCGGCCAGGGGCGGUGGGCUCCCCACGGGCUGGCCCCCUCCGCGCGGCCUCCCCUGGCCAGCAGCAGCCUGCCCUGGCGACGGCGCUCUGCUCCCACACUCCUGCUGCCUCCGAGUACGAACUCUCCCUUGACCUAAAGAAUAAACAGAUUGAAAUGCUAGAACACAAAUACGGGGGCCACCUGGUAUCCCGCCGCGCCGCGUGCACCAUCCAAACCGCUUUUCGCCAGUACCAGCUCAGCAAGAACUUUGAGAAGAUCCGUAACUCGCUCCUGGAGAGCCGCCUGCCUCGGCGGAUCUCGCUGCGCAAGGUGAGGGCUCCCACAGCAGAGAGCCUGGUGGCAGAGAAGGCGCUCCUGGAGGGCUGUGGGCUCCUGGGGCUCCCGCUGGGGCGCUCGCCCUCGCUGCCGCCCACCUUCGCUGGCUCGCUCACCGAGCUGGAGGACUCCUUUACCGAGCAGGUGCAGUCCCUGGCCAAGUCCAUAGACGACGCCCUCAGUACCUGGAGCCUCAAGACGAUGUGCUCGCUGCAGGAGAGUGGCGCGUACCAGCUCCACCAGGCACUGCACCCGAGUGCGGGACAGCCAGGCCUGGAGAGCGAGGCGGCGCGGGAGCCGGAGAGUGGCCCAGGGUCUGGAGACGAGGCCAGUGGCCUGCCACAGGGUCACAGCGGUACCCUCAUGAUGGCUUUCCGGGACGUCACGGUGCAGAUCGCUAACCAGAACAUCUCUGUUUCCUCCUCCACCGCCCUGUCUGUGGCCAACUGUCUGGGCGCACAGACUGCCCAGGCCACAGCCGAGCCUGCGGCCGCCCAAACCGAACAAGGGGACACUACCGCGGCUCAGGAGGUCUCGGAAGUCCCGGUCUCGGAAGUCCCAGCCUCGGAACAGAUAAACCCACCCAGUGAGAACUCAGAGGCUGCGGAGAGCCGCGCCCCGAGCGCACCUGAACCCACGGUGGCCGAGACCGUGGUGGAGGAAGCAGUGGCUACGGAGGUGGAGGAGGAAGAGGAAGGGUCCAGGCAGGCAGGGAAAGGGGAGGAGGCCGAGGGAGGCGACAACUCUGAGCAGCUGAGCUGCAGCAGCACUUCCACCAAGUCGGCCAAAUCUGCCUCAGAGGUGUCAGCCGCCGCCUCCAAGGAGGCCCUGCAGGCGGUGAUCCUGAGCUUGCCACGCUACCACUGCGAGAACCCAGCCAGCUGCAGGUCCCCGACGCUCUCCACGGACACCCUGCGCAAGCGGCUGUACCGUAUCGGCCUCAACCUCUUCAACAUAAACCCGGACAAGGGCAUCCAGUUCCUGAUCUCGCGUGGCUUCAUCCCUGACACCCCCAUCGGUGUAGCCCACUUCCUCCUCCAGCGGAAAGGCCUCAGCCGCCAGAUGAUAGGAGAGUUCCUAGGCAACAGCAAGAAGCAGUUCAACCGGGACGUGCUGGACUGUGUGGUAGAUGAAAUGGACUUUUCCAAUAUGGAGCUGGACGAAGCCCUGAGGAAGUUUCAAGCGCACAUCCGCGUGCAGGGGGAAGCCCAGAAGGUAGAGCGGCUCAUAGAAGCUUUCAGCCAGCGCUACUGCAUGUGCAACCCUGAGGUAGUGCAACAGUUCCACAACCCAGACACCAUCUUCAUCCUGGCCUUCGCCAUCAUCCUGCUCAACACCGACAUGUACAGCCCCAACAUCAAGCCUGACCGGAAGAUGAUGCUAGAAGACUUUAUCCGGAACCUCCGAGGUGUGGAUGACGGCGCGGACAUCCCCAGAGAGCUGGUGGUAGGCAUCUAUGAAAGGAUCCAGCAGAAGGAGCUCAAAUCCAAUGAGGACCACGUCACCUAUGUCACCAAGGUGGAGAAGUCCAUCGUGGGCAUGAAGACGGUGCUGUCCAUGCCACACCGCCGCCUGGUCUGCUGUAGCCGGCUCUUCGAGGUGACUGAUGUGAACAAGCUACAGAAACAAGCCGCGCACCAGAGAGAAGUGUUCCUCUUCAAUGACCUGCUGGUGAUUCUCAAGCUGUGCCCAAAGAAGAAGAGCUCCUUCACAUACACCUUCUGCAAGGCGGUCGGCCUCCUGGGCAUGCGCUUUCACCUCUUCGAGAACGAGUAUUACUCCCACGGCAUCACCCUGGCAACUCCGCUCUCGGGCUCCGAGAAGAAGCAGGUGCUGCACUUCUGCGCCCUGGGCUCCGACGAGAUGCAAAAGUUCGUGGAAGACCUGAAGGAGUCCAUCGCUGAGGUGACGGAGCUGGAACAGAUUCGGAUAGAAUGGGAGCUGGAGAAGCAGCAGGGAACAAAGACGCUCUCUGUAAGGUCUGCUGGAGCCCAGGGGGACCCACAGUCGAAGCAAGGAUCACCCACAGCCAAGAGGGAAGCGAUGGCAGGAGAGAGAGCGGCAGAGAGCUCGGGGGAGGUGUCAAUUCACAACAGGCUUCAAACGUCCCAGCACAGCCCCAAGUUGGGGGUCGAGAGGGGAGCGCCAGCACCAUCACCACCAACAUCACCACCGCUGUUGCCGCCAGACCCACAGCCUAGCCCCCUGAGGGAGCAGCCCCCACCGCUGCCACUGCCACCACCCACACCCCCAGGCACCCUGGUGCAGUGCCAACAAAUUGUCAAGGUCAUUGUCCUGGACAAACCCUGCUUGGCCCGCAUGGAGCCCCUGCUGAGCCAGGCUCUGUCCUGCUAUGCCUCGUCCUCCUCAGACUCCUGUGGCUCCACACCCUUGCGUGGUCCAGGCUCCCCAGUUAAGGUCAUCCACCAGCCUCCACUGCCCCCGCCCCCACCCCCAUACAACCACCCUCAUCAGUUCUGCCCCCCAGGCUCUAUGCUGCUCCGACGCCGCUACUCCAGCGGCUCCAGGAGCCUGGUGUAA